AUCUCUCGUGUCGUUCUAUCCUUGCUCGGCCUACCGGUAGAGGCACCACUUGGGCAAGGCGGGGUGUGCCUCAUCGAAAAUGACGGCUAUGGCGUCCUCGACGAUGGCGACCGGGCGACUGUCAGCUGCGCUAGGCGCAUCGUCGACGAUGCCAUGUACCACUGGGGUGAGGCGUGCGCUGCACGGACUUCUCCCGCGAGCCGUACGAUGCCUUCGGCUGCGAUGUUGUGGACAAGGGCGGUCAGGAACCGGUCCCGACCAGGCUCGACUGUCGAGUGCCUGGGAAUCGAUCACCGUUCCUCUACGGAUCAGAACCGGCAAGACGCGGGCGAUUCCCGGUAGGAGAAGCGAAAAUGUGGCAGGGGUAAGGGCGAUGGGUCUGAGCAGUCGGACUGAGGUUGUGGUGGAUGACGACGCGUUCGCGGACUACAAGUGCAGCACCGCUUUCUUGUUUCCUGGCCAGGGAGCGCAAUCCGUGGGAAUGGGCAGCACCGUUGGAGCAACGCCGGAAGCAGUGGCUCUUUUCGAAAAGGCGAACGAGAUUCUGGGGUACAAUCUUCUUGACAUCUGCCUUGAGGGUCCAGAAGAUAAACUCAACUCAACAGUGAUCAGCCAGCCAGCAAUCUACGUUGCAAGCCUUGCAGCUGUUGAGGCGCUGCGAACAAGCGAUGAGGGCCAAGCUAUCCUCAACUCUUGUGAUGUGGCGUGUGGCUUGAGUUUGGGUGAAUACACUGCGCUCUCGUUUGCUGGGGCUUUGAGCCUCUGUCUGUCGGGCGGGUUGGCGGCCAGGCUGCGAGUCACGUGGUCAGCUGGUCUUGGUCGAUCAGCUGCUGCGGAUGCUGCCCCCACUGCAAUGGUUUCUGUUAUCGGAUUAGACAAAGAGAAAGUGAGAGAGCUGUGCGAGGUGGCGACUGGGGAGGCGGGAAACGACAAUACUGUCCAGAUUGCCAACUUCUUGUGCCCUGGUAACUAUGCUGUGUCUGGAUCAUCGAAAGCAUGUGAGAUUAUUGAGAAGAAAGCAAAGGAGUUUGGAGCGAGGAUGACGGUGAGGCUGGCAGUUGCAGGUGCUUUUCACACUCAUUAUAUGGCUCCUGCUGUGGAGAAACUUACAGAAGCAUUGUCAUCAACAACGAUCACGGCUCCACGUAUUCCAGUCAUUUCUAAUGUGGAUGCGAAGCCUCACUCAGAUCCAGAUGUCAUUCGGAAGAUCUUAGCACAACAGGUGACGUCACCUGUGCAGUGGGAAACGACAUUGAAGACACUGCUGGAAAGAGGAAUGGCACAGAGUUAUGAGCUUGGGCCGGGCAAGGUUAUUGCGGGCAUCUUAAAGAGGAUUGAUCGUAAGAUUCCCGUGACAAACGUAAGUGUAUGAGUGGCCUGUGCAUGCGAGACCGUUUAUGCGUGCGUGUGAUAUCGAUGUGGGAAGAAAGCUGUUCUGUGAAGGCUGGAGGAAGGGCUGGCAGCAGGGGAGACCGAGGACACAGAGGAAAGCAAAGCCUAUGUCAGCAAUGGGGUUAUUGCACCACCUUUCCUGUGAGCGGAGCAUCCGUCGACCAGGAGAAGGGUGUGUGUGGCAGGAAAGAUGCAGCAGAGAGGAGGGAGGAGGGAGGAGGGUGGUUGGGAGGGAAGGAUCGCCUGGGCGUUUGAAGGUGUGGACGGAUCUCUGUGUGGGUCAUGCUGGCUGCGGCUGCAGGAAAAGAAGUUGCCCGAGUGUAGUAGCUGUGUAGUGUCGAGAAGGAAAGAUGGUUGGGGGGGUUCGUGCCGCUGCGGCUCAAGUUGUGCACCGGAAGGGGGCGAUGGUUAGAAUAAAGAUGCUGGCUAUGGAGGGUGUAGGCAAGGACUGCCAGGAGGGUAAUUUUGCCGAAUUGUGUAUUUUAAAUCUGGGGCGAUCUUUGUUGGUGUGGCAAAAGUAAAGACAUGCGUGGGGGGAAAUCACGGGGGAUGACUUUGCCUCUACGUUGUUAUUGUCAGUUGUUUUUGGCUUGUUGUAGAGCAAAAUCAUUAUUGUGAAGUAAUUUGGCUUUGAAAGCCAUGAAACCUUCCAGCUGUGGACUCACUGUAGUUUUGCAGGGGAGAGUCAUGAAGAACAUAUAACUGCCACAAGCAGUUGCUAUUGCAGUGUGUUAGCAGUCUCCGCAAACAUCUUUUGCUAUGAAGUUUUGGAGGGCGUAUGCUCUCGUUCUAUUUCCUGACGGAUCAUGCACAACCACCCGCUGGAUAUUUUGGGGUAUCCCAUCAUCUUCCGGACGUGGUUGUGGGCGGAGCAUUCCGUGCAUAUGCCGAGGCCUUGAAGGGUCGCGCCUGUGUUAUUUAUUGAUCACGGUUAUUCCUCAGCGCUUGCUGAUUUGUGUGUGUGCAUGCGUGCGUGUAAAUGACGAAAGGUUUCUGCGAAGCAACACACCUUGUUCGUGCAUUGCUGACCGAGUCCGACUUCGCAGGGAUCGAAUGCACCUUCUGUUCCUCAUGUGGUUGACUAGAAUGCCGGGAUUUUCCUGGAUGAGCUGCGUGGUUGGGUAAGCUGUCGAGUUGCAGCCGCAGCCUUGGUGGAGUGAAAUUCUGCUCGUGGGUUGCGGCCGGGGAUGGGAUGUAUGUCUUGUCGGCUCAAGGAGGAGUGAUUAGGAAACCCUCUUAGCAAGGGUGCCCUUUGUGAGUAGUCGCAAGAUGUGGGGUCAUGAGCAUGAUGGUCAGCACCGCAAGUGUGAGCCUGCAUUAAUAGUCUCUUCUCCGCCUGCGUCAUAAUGAGUCCUUCCCGUGGUCACUGGCUGAUGAGGAAUUGUGAUCUUUUCUCGGCCUGUCGCCACCACAUCUCUCUUUUCCGCCAGUGUUCAGUCUUAACUGGCCUUGGAUUGUGUAUGCCUCUCUUAUGGAGUCGUUUGCAUAGUAGACCAUAUGUGGACUGCUGCUGCAAGGUACUACUAAACUGUUUUGCGUUCUCUCACUAGAUGGAUAUGAGCAAGCAAAAUCUGAUACAUAAGAUGCACGUCUGUGGCCAGAGAUGUGAGUCAAAGCAUAGCAGUUUUGCAUUAUCUUGUGCGUCGUGAGUUGGGAAGUGCCGAGACAGAUGUAAGUUGUACCACUUCAGUUUCAUAUUGUCUUGUGCCAGCGUGUAGUCGACUUGUCGAUGAGUUCAAUCAUAUGUAUUUUGUGCGGCAUUGAAUUUCUGUUUUAUGCUGUGUGACAUUUGCCGCUCCACGAUGGGGAGCGGGUAGAUCGAACACUGGAGGGGAAGGAAAAAGGUUAGAUAUGCAUACUCGGUCCAUAUUGAGGGAGGAUCUCUCUCAAGGAGAGUGAGGAAGUACGUGACAAACUGGCAGGUUAUGAGGGGAAGAAGAGGAAGGAAGUGAUUCCAUCUUGAGGGAGGAUCUCUCUCAAGGAGAGUGAGCAGGAGAUGAGGAGGUAAGUGACAAAUGCGGGCCAUAUUUACUAUGGGAUAAUUCAUAAGGGCAGGGUUCACGAUUGGGGGGUAGGAGGUUGAAGUUGGGGGCUGGGGAGGGGGAGGGGAGUGAGCGGGGAAAGCUCCGAGGAUGGUAGUCACUCGAAAGACAGACGUAAUUCAAUAAUGAGAAGGUGAUGAAUGAACUUGACAGUGUUGA
Chara braunii is the source of this 3593-nucleotide messenger RNA. The record is from the annotation of a GenBank genome assembly. NCBI's taxonomy places the organism in Eukaryota, Viridiplantae, Streptophyta, Charophyceae, Charales, Characeae.